AUGAACUGUUCCAACACAAACUGGGUCCAUCUCUGGUACAUCUGGCUUGUGGUUGCCAUUGGUGGGCUCCUCCUUCUCUGUGCCAUUGUUUCUGUUUGUGUGAGAUGCUACUGCCUUAAUUGCCAUCCAGGAGAAGAUUCUAGUCCUCAGCCGUAUGAGGUUACAGUUAUAGCUUUUGAUCAUGACAGCACCCUUCAAAGCACCAUCACCUCCCUCCACUCCAUGUUUAGCCCAGCUGCUAGGCAAAUACUAGCAGUAGCUCAUUCCCACAAUGGAGUGCCAGCAGUGAAUCAUCCUGCCCGAACAGAGACUCCCCCAAUUGAUGAGGAAGCCAGACAUAUGAAUAGAUUCACAGUGGCUCAAAGUGGAGAAAGAGUCCCAGAUUUGGAGCUGAUGCCAGAGGAGAAAUAGGACUUCUCCUUUCUGUUAAGGGGGCUGGAUGUCAGCGCUGCGGCAAUUGAGAAAACUGUAGCCAUUUUACCUUUUGCUUUCAUUGUGCUUCUUUCUGCUUUCUGGGAUUUUAGAUGUAGAAGGGGGUAGGGGGGAAUAUUUGAGCAUUUUCAGUUAGCCAUAACAAUUUUAGCUAUGAGUGAACUCAAGAUAAAGUUUUGGUGGGCUGAGAAGUUGGGAGGAGAGCCUGUGUUUUGGAUUAAUUGGUGAAUGUGAUUUAUGAUAGUCUUUCUAAGAUGGGAAUUGCAACUUGUUACUUUGUAU
Messenger RNA from Crotalus tigris (Tiger rattlesnake), 714 nucleotides. It is a transcript of the gene TMEM52B, whose product is annotated as transmembrane protein 52B. The record is from RefSeq and is a predicted model, not a curated record. NCBI's taxonomy places the organism in Eukaryota, Metazoa, Chordata, Lepidosauria, Squamata, Viperidae. The transcript is spliced from 5 exons. Bases 1 to 411 code for a protein of 136 amino acids.